CUGCAGAAUGUAAAGCUCGCUAAGGUUGCUCUUAGAUCUGGUGCCGGUAACUUGGUUAAUGGGAUUCUCAGGAAACUAAUUGUCCUUAAGGAGAGUGAUUCCCUUCCGGCAGUAAAAGUGGACGGUGAUGAUCGUCAGCAAGCACGUGGUCUUGCCACUCUUUACUCUCAUCCAGUUUGGAUGGUAAGAAGAUGGACAAAGUAUUUUGGACGGGACGAAGCUAUUAAGCUUAUGACAUGGAAUAACAGCUCUCCCAGUUUCAGUCUACGGGCAAAUACUGGGAAAGGUUUGACAGGGGCUGAUCUGGUCUCAAGGCUUAAAAUGUUGAAGGUUCCACAUGAGCCUUCUCUAUACUUGGAUGAUUUUGUUCGUAUUAAAACUGGAAUGCAGAAUGUUAUACAGGCUGGGUUACUAAAAGAAGGCUUCUGUGCAGUCCAGGAUGAAAGUGCUGGAUUAGUAGUCUCUAUUGUUGAUCCUCAACCUGGUGAGAGCAUUAUUGAUUGUUGUGCUGCUCCAGGAGGGAAAACCUUGUUCAUGGCUUCCCGCUUGAAUGGCCAAGGUACAUUAUUUGCCGUUGACAUAAAUGAAGGUCGGUUGCGGAUACUUAAAGAGACAGCCAAAUUGCACCAAGUUAUUGAUGUUAUCAGUACUAUCCAUGCUGAUCUUCGAACAUUUUCUACCGAUAAGGUCGUAGAAUGGGAUAAAGUCUUGCUGGAUGCACCUUGUUCAGGGCUGGGUGUUCUUUCUAAGCGAGCAGAUUUGCGUUGGAAUAGGAAACAGGAAGAUAUGGAGCAGCUUAAACAUUUACAGGAUGAACUUCUCGAUUCAGCUUCCAGGUUGGUGAAGCCAGGUGGAGUUAUAAUAUACAGCACGUGUUCCAUUGACCCUGAAGAAAAUGAGGAAAGAAUUGAAGCUUUUCUUCUAAGGCAUCCAGAAUUCGAAAUUGAUCCUGUGAACAGAUAUGUACCGGAGGAUUUUGUCACUACACGAGGUUUCUACAUGUCUAAUCCUGUGAAGCAUGAACUUGAUGGAGCUUUUGCAGCUCGUCUGGCUAGAUCUCAAUAAAUCCAGAAUGAGUGGAGCGUGUUUCAGUUUUCACAAACUCUUAGUAUGUCGUCUAAAAGCAUCUCCGGGAGCUGCAGACAAUCAAAGUGCCGCUUUUAUGCCUUUCCUUCUCUGAUCAUAACUUUUUGGCUCUUUCAGCAUAAGAGUUCAGAGCAUCACUCGUCAUAUAUUUCUCAGGCUGGUGACGCAAAGCCUUAGAUGCGAGAUUUUAAUCCAGUCUCAGGGUUUGAGAUCUCAAAGGUCAUCAUGUGGUACAACAAUCAUAGAAGUUAAAAGCAUACUGUGGCAAGAUGAAAUAUCAUUUUGUAUGGCAUUACAGUGACCGGUUGCUGAAAGAUGGCAUGCAGAGAUGGCACGCUGUAUUGCUCUCAUCCACAAGAAUCUGAGGUGUGAAAACAUCUCGAAUGACUGCUAGGUGAAUUCUGAGGCUUUUUCUGUCUCUUUGCAAAAACCUCGCCUGUGUAUGGUGUCUGUCUUCUGCCAAGGGGAAGACUCACAAAGGAGACUUAUGUGGUCCCUCAAUUACUAAAUGUGAACAGGCGGGGUUGUCCAAGUGAUAAAAAUUUGGCUGCUUAAGUAUUGAAUUUGGGAAUCAGACAUUGUAGGUUGAACUGUAUUUUGCGUCAGAUAAUCUUUAUCCGUCCAAUUAUAUAAUGUGAAGGUUCCCACUUCCCACUUUAGCGAACGAGACAUUUCUGAAUCAGAUAUUUUUCUUCUAAUGAUAAUGAUUGAUGCGUAUGAAGUAUGAACCAAAACUCUUUUCUGUU
Nicotiana tabacum (common tobacco) is the source of this 1832-nucleotide messenger RNA. The record is from RefSeq and is a predicted model, not a curated record. NCBI's taxonomy places the organism in Eukaryota, Viridiplantae, Streptophyta, Magnoliopsida, Solanales, Solanaceae.